Messenger RNA from Selaginella moellendorffii, 981 nucleotides. RefSeq names its product hydroxycinnamoyltransferase 1. Lineage: Eukaryota; Viridiplantae; Streptophyta; Lycopodiopsida; Selaginellales; Selaginellaceae. The record is from RefSeq and is a predicted model, not a curated record. The coding region runs from base 1 to 981 and encodes 326 amino acids. The transcript has 2 exons. Gene Ontology annotation, molecular function: acyltransferase activity, transferring groups other than amino-acyl groups.
AUGCCUUUCCUCUACUUCAUUGCACGAUUCAGCCCUUCCAACCAGCUCAAGCUAUCCCUCUCCAAGACGCUCUCCCUCUUCUACCCGCUAGCCGGCCGCUACAAGCUUCUUCCCAAUCAGGCCCUCAAGAUCCAGUGUUGCGACUCCGGCAUCGAGUUCUUUGCCGCGACUCACCACAGCGCAGCCGAUGGAGUUGCCACGGCCGAUUUCGUGAAAGCCUGGGCGCUGAUUUCCUCCGGCCAGGAGCAUCGCGUCAAUCCGCCACACUUGGAACGAUCCCUGCUCCUGCAACCUGACGCAAUUCCACCGGAAUCCACUCCAGCGGAGUACCAGAUUGAGCCUCCGCCCUUCCCCGACCCCAGCAAUGUGGAGCGUGCAAUCCUCUCCUUCACGAGCAGCGGCAUUCGGUCGCUGCUAAAGAGCGACACCACCGCGACUCGAUUCGAAAUACUGGCGGCUCACCUCUGGAUCGCGAUCACCCGCGCCAGAACCGAGCUCUCGCUUCUUCAACUGCAUGAGGAAACGAGGCUAGGCUUCGUGGUGAAUGGGAGAAAACGUUUCAAUCCUCCAAUUCCCGAUGGCAAUGCGGUCUUUCUUGCAAUCGCAUCCUCCAGCGUCGAGCAACUUCUGGCAGGAUCGAUCGACGGCGCUGUUAAUCUCAUCCAAGAAGCCAAGUGCAGGAUCACGCACCAACACAUGCUAUCCACAGCCGCCUGGAUUGCAUCGAGGAAGUGCCCGCUAAAGAUUUCGCUCUCCUUCAAGCCCUCGGAUCUCGUGAUCUCGAGCUGGCAGCGAUUGGAGAUGGCUGGCGCGGAUUUCGGAAGCGGCAAGCCGGUAUUCGCUGGAACCAUGGGAAUUGUGUGGGCUGGAGUGGCCAUCAUUUUGCCCGAGAUCGAGGGAAACGAUCGACUUGUCGUCAACACGAUGCUUGAGCGCGGUCAAAUGGAUGUCGUUCGCAGAGAUCCUGGGCUCAUAAUUUAG